AUGAACAGAAGCAUUGACAAAGCGCACAAGGAAAACGUACCGGCAAUCUGUGACGCACUGCGCGUGGACAUGAACCGGCCGCCAACGGAGACGGUUUUGAACGAGACGAGUCUUGUCGUCGGGGAAGCCGCACUCGCCUACUCCAAAGUUUCCACAUGGUCCAAAGACAUCAUACCAUCCACACUCCUUACCUUCAAACCUAUGCGUCCCCGUAUCAAGCCUACACCAAAGGGCGUCGUGCUGAUCAUCUCGCCUUUCAACUAUCCAUGGCUGUUGACGUUCGUGCCCCUCAUUGGUGCGAUUGCUGCAGGGAACACUGUGGUACUGAAAGUUCCUGAGACAUUGGAGAAGACUACACCGUUGAUGGAGGAACUUGUUCGAAAGUAUUUGGACCCAAAUGUGGUGAGAGUUGUCGUGGGCAGUGUUCAAGAGACGACAAAGCUUCUCCAACUCAAGUGGGAUCAUAUUCUUUUUACGGGAUCGGCCAGAGUCGGCCACAUCGUGUCCGCUGCAGCGGCCAAGUUCAAUACGCCACUCACACUUGAGCUAGGCGGGAAAUGCCCCGUCAUCGUUGAUCCAGCAAACGCAAACUAUAAAAUUAUUGCGAAACGCAUCCUUUGGGGUCGCACAUCGAAUGCAGGUCAAACGUGCACCGCUCCGGAAUACAUCCUCAUCCCGCGUCACGCACAAAGCGAUCUAGCCAAAGCACUCAAAGAGGUCUAUGCGACAUUCUUUCCCGAAGAAAACGCAUUGCCACACAUGGUAAGCGGAGAUGCGACGAAGCGAGUCGCAGGAUAUUUGGAGCGUACGCAAGGAGAGAUUGUGGCUGGUGGAAAGGUUGACAUAGCAGACAAAUUCAUUGCGCCGACAGUUUUGUGCGGAGUCGGCGGAGACGAUGUGGUCAUGCAGGACGAAAUCUUCGGGCCACUUUUGUCCAUCGUGCCCGUGGAAGACCUGGACGAGGCAAUCGCCUUUAUAAAUAAGCGGCCUCAGGCUUUAGCCAUCUACGUUUUCUCGCAUGACGACGCCUUCAAGGAACGAGUCACGCGAUCUACGCGCUCGGGUGCGAUCGCAUUUAAUGACGUAGUCAUGCAGACGGGAAUGCGAGGGCUGCCUUUUGGUGGUUCAGGUGCAUCUGGAUCGGCUUAUGAAUCGAAAAGAUGGAUCCAUGGAGACACCCAGCUGGGUGGAGCCAUUCUUGUCGGUUCGGUAUCCACCGUACACAAAAUCCAAAGAGGCGUCUGGGCUGCGCCUAGUCGACGCGUCCCUGCCAUUCGACAACCAAGGACGAGCUACCCUUCUCAGUAA
Molecule: messenger RNA, 1308 nt
Organism: Serendipita indica DSM 11827
Lineage: Eukaryota; Fungi; Basidiomycota; Agaricomycetes; Sebacinales; Serendipitaceae
Source: the annotation of a GenBank genome assembly